Messenger RNA from Micropterus dolomieu (smallmouth bass), 8720 nucleotides. RefSeq names its product mucin-5AC-like. Lineage: Eukaryota; Metazoa; Chordata; Actinopteri; Centrarchiformes; Centrarchidae. The transcript has 48 exons. Gene Ontology annotation, cellular component: extracellular matrix. The coding region runs from base 1 to 8514 and encodes 2837 amino acids. Gene Ontology annotation, molecular function: protein binding. The record is from RefSeq and is a predicted model, not a curated record.
AUGGCUAACAAGCGGCUGCUAUGGCUGACCCUGUCUGCCAUCGUAGCUUCUUGGCACAGCGAGGCAAAGUCUGCUGUGAACACAUUCUCCUCCGUCUCCCAGAUUCCUGAGAAAAUAACAGGUGUCAGUCCCCUCCACAAUGGCCAGGUUUGCAGUACAUGGGGCAACUUCCACUUCAAGACCUUUGAUGGGGACGUUUUCCAGUUGGACUCCACCUGCAACUACAUACUUACCUCUUCAUGCAAGGACAGUUACAAGGAAUUCAACAUCCAGAUAAGAAGACAGAAGGCUGCCGGCCAUCCCACCAUCAAAAACAUCAUUAUGAAGCUGGAGGGUUCAGUGGUGGAGCUCUCCAGGGGCUCAGUGAUCAUUAAUGGCAAAUCAGCUAUCCUACCAUUCAGUCAAGCAGGAGUGCUUGUCGAGAAGACUCCCACCUACAUUAAAAUCAAAGCAAAGCUUGGAUUAGUUGCUAUUUGGAAUGAGGAUGACUCUUUUCUGGUGGAGCUAGACCUGAAGUACAAGAACCAAACUUGUGGUCUUUGUGGAGACUUUAAUGGAGUCCAGCUCUACAAUGAGUUCUACAGCCAUGGUGUGAAAAUAUCUCCUGCUGAUUUUGCUAACUUCUGGAAAAUGGAUGGUCCCACUGAAAGCUGCUCUGACUACACACUGGAAUCAGCAGAAAGCUGCAACACUAUGAAACCCCUGUGUGAGCAGAUCCUUACAGGGCCAGCUUUCAACAGCUGUCAUAGUCUGCUGGAUGUUGCCUCCUUCACUUCAGCCUGUGUUGCAGACCUCUGCCACUGUGGCAAUGGCAAAGAACACACAGACCCCUUCUGCCUUUGCAACACCGUGUCUGAGUUCUCCAGACAGUGUGUCCAUGCUGGUGGCAAGCCCAAAAACUGGCGAACGAAAGAGCUCUGCUGGAAGUCAUGUCCUGACAAAAUGGAGUACAAUGAGUGUGGUAGUCCCUGUGCUGAUACCUGCUCCAACCCAGAGGCCAGCCACACCUGCGACAACCACUGUAUUGAUGGAUGUUUCUGCCCUGCAGGAACGGUGCUGGAUGAUUUGAAUAAAAGUGGCUGUGUCCAACUGAGUGAGUGCUCCUGCAACUACAACAGCAAGAUCUAUGGACCUGGAGAGUCCUACUCCAGUAACUGCAAAACAUGUGUGUGCAAGAGUGGCCAGUGGAAGUGUGUGGAGGAGAAAUGUCCAGCAACCUGCUCUGUGGAGGGAGGAGCUCACGUCAACACCUUUGAUGGAAAAGCCUACACCUUUCAUGGGGACUGCUCCUACGUUCUGGCGAAGGACUGCAAUGGAAACCAGUUUGUGGUACUGGGAGACCUAGUGCAGUGUGGACUGACUGAGACUGAAACCUGCCUCAAGUCCGUAACCUUGGGUCUGUCUGGAGGGGCUAAUGUGAUCACCAUCCAGCCCAAUGGAAAGGUGUUUGUGAAUGGCAUUUACGCUCAGUUACCCUUUUCUGCUGCUGGUAUAUCUGCAUUCAGAGGGUCUUCUUUCUACCUGCUGGUCCAGACGUCUGUUGGUGUUCUGUUGGAGGUACAGCUCCAGCCAGUCAUGCAGCUCUACAUCACAGUGACCACUGACUACUAUGGCAAAACCUGUGGUCUGUGUGGAAACCUCAACAGUAACCAGGCUGAUGACUUUCUUAAACUCAGCGGCGUUCCAGACGCCACAGCAGCUGGUUUUGUCAACAGCUGGAAGACACAUGCUGGUUGCCCUGACGUUAAGAACAGCUUUGAGAACCCCUGCAGUCUGAGUCUGGAUAAUGAGAGGUAUGCCCAGCACUGGUGCUCCAUGCUGAGUGAUCCUCAGGGAGUGUUCGCCGCCUGUCUCUCAGAGAUCAGCCCGGACUCUUACAAAGAGAACUGCAUGUAUGACAGCUGUAACUGUGAGAAAAGUGAGGACUGCAUGUGCGCUGCAGUCUCCUCCUAUGUCCAUGCCUGUGCAGCUGCAGGAAUCCAGAUUAGCAACUGGAGGGAUACUAUCUGCGGGAAAUAUGCCAGCUCCUGCCCUAGCAACAUGAAUUACUCCUACAACAUCACGUCCAGCAGUCGCACCUGCCGCUGCAUCGGUACCACAGACCUCAGCUGCCACUUCUCCUUCCCACCCAUUGACGGCUGUAUCUGUGCAGAGGGAACCUAUCUGGAUGACUCUGGGAAGUGUGUCCCACCUACUGCUUGUCCCUGCUAUGACAAAGGCUCUGUGGUGCUUCCUGGACAGGUUGUCAACAAGGAAGGUGUCAUGUGCACCUGUAAGGAGGGCAAACUCAGCUGCAUCGGAGAGUUUAUUGUGCAGCCAUCAGCCUGCACUCCUCCCAUGGUGUUCUUCAACUGCUCUGCUAACGGUCCAGCUGCAAAAGGAACUGAGUGUGAGAAGAGCUGCAACACAUUAGAUAUGGCCUGUGUGACCACGGGGUGCAUCUCCGGCUGCAUGUGCCCAUCUGGGAUGGUAUCUGACGGCAAGGGAGGCUGCAUCAAGCCAGAGGCCUGUCCCUGUGUUCACAACGGCAUCUCCUUCCAGCCUGGACAGACCACCAAGGUGGACUGCAACACCUGCACUUGUAAAGACAGGAAGUGGCAGUGCACUAGCAAUGAGUGUGAUGGAACCUGCUCUGUGUAUGGUGAUGGACACUACAUGACUUUUGAUCAGAAGCGCUUCACCUUUGAUGGCAGCUGUGAAUACAUUCUCACUCAGGACUACUGUGGCAGUGCCCAGAGUAAUGGAACCUUCAGAGUAAUCACUGAGAAUGUUCCAUGUGGAACCACAGGAACCACCUGCUCCAAGACCAUCAAGAUUUUCCUGGGGACUGCAGAACUGAUUCUAACAGAGGGAAGUUACCAGCUGCUUUCAAGUGGAAAUGAAGAAACAGUUCCAUUCCGUUACAGCACUAUGGGCAUCUACCUGGUAAUUGAAGCCAACAAUGGACUCAUUCUCAUGUGGGACAGGAAGACCAGCUUGUUCAUCAAGCUCAACCCAAAAUAUAAGGGUCGUGUUUGUGGGCUGUGUGGCAGCUAUGACGGCAAUGCAAACAAUGACUUCACUACAAGGUGCAAUGCUGUAGUGGUCAACCCGCUGACGUUUGGAAACAGCUGGAAGGAUUUACCAAGCUGCGCCGAUGCUACAAGCAUCACUAGCCCCUGUACAACCAACCCAUACAGACAGAACUGGGCCCAGAAACAGUGCAGCAUUAUACAGAGCGACGUCUUCUCAGCCUGCCACUCCACUGUGGAUCCUGCUCCAUACUAUGAAGCAUGUGUGUUUGAUUCGUGCGCUUGUGACACUGGUGGAGACUGCGAGUGUUUCUGCACUGCUGUGGCUGCUUAUGCUGAAUCCUGUAAUCAAGCUGGCAUCUGUGUACGAUGGAGAACCCCAAAGAUCUGCCCUAUCUUCUGUGAUUACUACAAUCCCCCUGGUGAAUGUGAAUGGCACUACAUGCCAUGUGGAUCUCCUUGUAUGAAAACCUGCAGGAACCCCUCAGGCAGCUGCUCUACACAGAUACCACCUCUCGAAGGUUGCUAUCCAAAAUGUCCACCUGCUAAGCCAUACUUUGAUGAGGAUACGAUGACAUGUGUUUUGAAAGAAGGAUGCGGCUGCUAUGAUAAAGAAGGGAGACACUAUAAUAAUGAUGACAAAGUGCCGACAACUGAAAACUGUCAUACAUGUACAUGCAGUUCAAUGACCAUCCAAUGCCAUUACGAUGCCCAAGCUUGUACUUGCACGUAUCAUGGAAGUAAAUAUCCCCCUGGCAAGACGAUCUAUAACACAACAGAUGGACAUGGCAACUGCAUCAUAGCAGUGUGUGGGAAGAAUGGUACCAUUGACAGGAGCUCAUACCCAUGCCCAGUAUCUAAACCGACAACACCUAUGCCCACUGUAACCACUACUACAGCCACUCAGUCUCCAACCACAUUUGUUUUUACAUCAACCACCUUAGAAUCAGUCACAGUCACAUGUAAUCCCUGUGCAUGGUCGCCAUGGUAUGAUACCAGCUUCCCUACACUGGGAACUCCAGGAGGAGACAAUGAAACUUAUGAAAAGAUUAGAGAGGCAGGGCACAAGAUAUGCGAAAAGCCAAAUCAGAUCCAAUGCAGAGCUGAGAAAUUCCCCAAUGUCACCAUAGACAAUGUAGGACAAGUGGUGCAAUGUCAUCUGGCUGAGGGGCUGACUUGCAGAAAUGAAGACCAGUCAGGACCGCUGGCCUUGUGCUUUAACUACCAAGUCAGAGUUCUAUGUUGUGAUUAUAGCGCAUGUCCAACACAACCUACUCCUUCUACAACACUUCCAAGAUCAACCACAAAACCUCCAACAACAGAACGUUUAACUGAAACACCUUGUCAGGAAACAUUAUGCUCCUGGUCACAGUGGAUAAAUUCAGACUACCCAGAAUAUGGUCCUGGAGGAGGGGACAAUGAAACUAUCAAACACAUCAUCCAAAAAGGAUAUAACAUCUGUGAGAAUCCAGUGGCAGUGGAGUGUCAGGCGGUGCACUAUCCAGGGGUUCCCCUAAAGCAAAUGGGACAAACAGUAACAUGUAAUAACCAAGGACUCCUGUGUAAGAACAGCUUACAAUACCCCCCCAUAUGUUUAGAUUACGAAAUAAAGGUAAAGUGUUGCAAGACAGUGCAAUGCAACACAACACCAAAACCUGCAACCACACCAACUCCUCCAACAACCACAACACCUUCUACCACAACUGAAACAACUACAACUCCACCACCGACAUCUACUACUCCUAAAACCACUGCACCUUCUACAACUUAUACUACUACUACGCCUCUUACCACAACUGAAACAGCAACAACAACUCAGACACCAACAACCACUCCUACAACCACUACACCUUCUACCACAACUGAAACAACUACAACUCAUCCACCUACAACUACUACUAAAACUUCUACCACAACUGAAACAGCAACAACAACUCAGACACCAACAACCACUCCUACAACCACUACACCUUCUACCACAACUGAAACAACUUCAACUCACCCACCUACAACUACUACUACAACUUCUACCACAACUGAAACAACUAUAACAACUCAGACACCAACAACCACUCCUACAACCUCUACACCUUCUACCACAACUGAAACAAUUUCAACUCACCCACCUACAACUACUACUACAACUUCUACCACAACUGAAACAACUACAACAACUCAGAUACCAACAACCACUCCUACAACCACUACACCUUCUACCACAACUGAAACAACUACAACUCAUCCACCUACAACUACUACUACAACUUCUAGCACAACUGAAACAGCAACAACAACUCAGACACCAACAACCACUCCUACAACCACUACACCUUCUACCACAACUGAAACAACUACAACUCACCCACCUACACCUACUACUACACCUUCUACCACAACUGAAACAACUACAACUCACCCACCUACAACUACAGCUUGCCCUAGGGGUCAGGAUAUGACAUGUGGUUGGUCAGGAUGGAUCAAUCUGGGAAAGCCCACACCAGGACCUGAUGGUGGAGAAGAUGAAUCCAUCCAGAAGAUAAUCUCUGCUGGUCAUCUUUUUUGCCCAGCCCCAGUAGAAGUCCGUUGUAGAGCUGUUCUUUACCCAGGUCUUUCCUUGUCACAGUUAGGACAAGAUGUGACUUGCAAUACAGAUGCUGGUCUCAUAUGUAUCAACAAACAACAAGGGCUUGAGCAAGAGUGUUUUGAUUAUGAGAUUCAAUUGAAAUGCUGUGGGUGUCCAACAUCUCCUCCUCAUUCUACUACAGUUCCAGCUACAACUUCUUCUACUAGCAAACCACCUACACCAUCUACCAUAACUGAAACAACUACAACUCACACAACAACUACUACUAAAACCACUACCCCUUCUCCCACACGUGAAACAGCAACCAUAACUCAUCCACGAACAACAAUUACUACAUCACCUACACUUCCUACCACAACUAAAACACCAACUACUGCUGAGCCACCAAUAAGCAUCUCAACACCUACCACACCUGAUGUACCUGUAGUGACAGGAGGAACUUCGUCCACCUCUCCACAAGUUACUGGAUCUCAGAUUUGCUAUUGCCUCCACAAUGGUACAAAGUUUCUCCCUGGCUCCAUAGUCUACAAUGUGACCGAUCAUGAUGGCCACUGUUUCAUAGGUUACUGCAAUGAGAGCUGUCAUGUAGUGUCCAUACAUCACCCGUGUCCUAUAACUACAGCUAUACCUGGAAAAGAGUGUGUUGAUGUAAAUCCUCCAAGAAAGGAUGGUGAAAGUUGGAAGGUAAAUAACUGUCGUGUUGGAACAUGUGAUAAUGGCAAGGUGACCUAUAACCACACAACCUGUCCAGCUCUGAAGAAAGUAGUGUGUGCAAACAACUUCCCUGCUAUUGAAGUGAAGAAUGAAGAUGAAUGCUGCUCCCACUAUGAAUGCCAAUGUAUCUGCUACGGUUGGGGAGACCCCCAUUACGUCACCUUUGAUGGAACCUACUAUGGUUUUCAAGGCAACUGUUCCUACUGGCUGGUGAAAGAGAUAUUGCCCAAACACAACUUCAGUGUUAUGAUUGAUAACUACUACUGUGGUGCAGCUGAUGGCUUGUCCUGUCCUCAGUCCAUCACUGUCUUCUACAAAAGCUACAAGAUUUUUAUGACCCAGAAGGAUAUCAAAGGCAUUUUUACAAACCAGGUUUCUGUGAAUGACAAGCCUGUUAGUCCUGCAUACCAGAAUGGGGAUUUCCGUAUAAUUACCACUGGUAUUGAUACAGUGCUCGUCAUCCCUGAAAUUCAGGCCAAGGUCACCUUCUCGGGGCUCAUAUUCAGUAUCUACCUGCCCUAUAGUGUAUUUGGCAACAACACGGAGGGACAGUGUGGCACGUGUGACAACAGCCGGGCAGAUGACUGCAUGUUGCCCAGUGGCAAAAUUGAUCCUUCAUGUCCUAAUAUGGCACAUGAGUGGCAUGCUAACGACAGUUACUGUGAACAUCCAAUCCAGCCUACACCAACACCUCUGCCUGAUACCUGUGAUAAAACCCUCUGUCAGAUCAUCAGCAGCAGUGUGUUUGGAGAUUGCCACAAACUCGUUGACUACACUCCAUUUGUUGUGGCCUGUGAGUUUGACAUUUGCCACAUGCACAUUAAUGAAAUUGGCUGUACCAGUUUACAAACCUAUGCUGAUGCCUGCGCUGAAGCUGGAGUGUGCAUUGACUGGAGAAGUACCACCAAAGGAGUCUGUGAAUAUACAUGUCCAAGUCCCAAAGUGUAUCAGGCCUGUGGCCCUCUGGUGGAGCCUACCUGUCAACACUGGUACAACCAGAAAUUCAUCUAUACCUCCAAUGAGUUCAGUGCCAUGACAAAUGUGAAACUGGAGGGUUGCUUCUGCCCAAUUAACACCACCCUCUUCUCAUCCAGCUCAAAUGAAUGUGUGCCCAGCUGUGAAAUUUGUCUGCUGCCAAAUGGAAAAUGGAAAUUGGCCAAUGAAACAUGGACAGAAGGCUGUGAGGAGUGUAUAUGUGAGGACCAUACAUGGCAGAUGACCUGCAGACCCAUGUCCUGUCCAUCACCACCACCCCUCAGCUGUGACCAAGAAGGUCAAGUCAAGAUAAAUUACACUGAUGGCUGCUGUGAAAAGGAGAAGUGUGUGUGUGAUGUGAAGUUAUGCCCUGAUGUUGUGCCGACCUGUGCUGUUGGUUUUACUCCGAACACCACCAUGGGAGUCUGCUGUCACAAAUACUCCUGCGUGCCCAAAAACGAUGUGUGUGUUUUCAACAACCGUGAAUAUCAGGUUGGAGACACUGUGCCCAUGAAGCAAUGUGAGAAUUGCCGUUGUAGUAACCAGACAGAUGCUAGCAGCAGCUGGCACACAGUAGAAUGUCAGCCUAAUCCAUGUGACACACACUGUUCUCUGGGUUAUGAGUACAAGAUCACCCCUGGCCAGUGCUGUGGGAAGUGUGUCCAAGUAGGCUGCAUUGUCACACUUUUGAACAACUCCACAUACAUGUUAAAGCCCGGCACCACUUGGACACCUCCUUGGAACCCCUGUCUGAAGUUUGAGUGUGUGAAGAUCGCUAAUCAGUUCAUCACCAUUGGGGCCAAGACCGUCUGUCCUCUUUUCAACUCCAGUGAAUGCGUACCGGGAACAGAGACCAUAGCUCCAGAUGGAUGCUGCCAUGUCUGUAUUCCCAAGACUCGUCCCUGCACUGUGUCCACCACUGCUGUGCACCUGGAGAGCCAGGGCUGCCACUCCAAAGAACUGGUUAACGUCACAUCCUGUAAUGGUGCAUGUGGUACCUACACCUUAUACUCUACCAAAAUGAGAUCCUUGCAGCACACCUGUUCGUGCUGCCAGGAGUUGACCACAUCCGAGCGGCAGGUCCAGCUCUCCUGCCCCGACAACACCGAGCUCACCUAUACCUACACCCACAUCGACACCUGCGGGUGCCUCAAGACAGAGUGCUCUGUGGUGGGCAGAGGUCAAAUGGCCACUCCCUCCAGCGCCAAGUCACGCCGACGCAGGAGAUAAGGCAAAAAACAAAACCAGCAUUAUGCAUUGGCCACUUGUGUAAUAAACACAUUUCAUAGGACUGGAAGUGAGCAGUCAUAAUUUAAUCAGUGUCAACUUCAUCUGCAUACAUAAUUUCUCUAUUUAUGUCUAAUGUACUUAGUUUUAGCUUGAUAAGAUUCCUAACCCAUAAAAUUCUCAUUAAUAAAGAUCACACUGUAUCUACA